GGUAGUUAUAACCAUGUGGUGCUUAAGCAUUUGUAAACAUUAAAGUUAUCGGCAUGGCUUUGUACGUUUUAAAGUUAGUAAGACCGCUGAAUAAUAUUCCAAAGUGUUCACGCUUACUGGCGACAUAUAACUGCACUUUAAAAACAAAUACGUCAAAAAUUUUACAGAAGUUUUUAAAAUUAACUUUGUUGCCCACCGGCAGUUUUUAUAAUCCAUGCAGAACAUUUUCAGACACACGCAAGUUAAUAGCUGAAGAUAAUAAAGAAAGCAAUGAAGAACAGAAGAAACGAGAUGCUUCGUGGAGGACGAUGAAAUACAGUUUUAUAGCAUUUGGAGCAUCUUUUGGCAUACUUGGAGUUUACAUGUUUGUAGAACUAGGUGGGCCACAAAAAGAUGAAAAUGGUCAAGUGAUAGUUGAUGAAUUCUCUGACAUGCCAUUGGUUAAGCAGUAUUUCUGUAGAAUGUUCAGUCAACUAGACUACUUCAAGCGGGCAAUUAGGGAGCCAUCUAACAAGAAACUUUUGCCUGACCCUUUGAAGUUUCCAUACAUUCAGCCUCGAUACACUUUGGUUCUGGAACUGCGAGAUGUGCUCGUUCAUCCGGACUGGACGUAUAAGACCGGCUGGCGAUUUAAGAAGAGGCCAGGAGUUGACAAAUUUCUGGAGGCAGUGGGAAUGCCAAAAUUUGAAACAGUUAUCUAUACUGCAGAGCAAGGCAUGACAGUAUUUCCCAUCUUGGAUGCCUUGGAUCCGAACGGACACAUAAUGUAUCGCCUGGUGAGGGAUGCAACGCAUUUUGUGAAUGGCCAUCACGUCAAGGAUCUGGACUGCCUCAACAGAGAUCUGAGCAAGGUUAUUGUGAUUGACUGGGAUAAGAAUGCAGUAAUGUUCCACCCCACGAAUGCCCUGAUAAUCAAGAGAUGGAUGGGAAAUGAUGAUGAUCACACACUCGCUGAUCUCGCAGCAUUCCUGACAACAAUAGCAUCAGAGAAUGUUGAGGAUGUCCGUGUUGUGCUGGAAUACUACCAACAGUUUGAUGACCCAUUGGCAGCAUUUAGAGAAAAUCAGCGUAAAGUACUGGAGCAGAUGCAGCAAGAGCAAAAGGAAAAGGAGCAAGCCAAGUCACAAAUACUGACCAAAGGAUGGACUCCAAGCUUUUUACACAAAUGAAGCUGAAAACAGUUAUCUCAUAUGUAACUAACAGUUAUCAUUUACAAGGAGAGAUUGACUGCCAUUUUCACGGAAAAAAAUUGCGGCAUAAGUUACGUUAUCUUCAGUGUCUUAUGUUUGACAUUAUCAGUUCUGUAUUACCUGCAUAGCCUACCAGAAGUGCAACUGUACAAGAGAUUUCCAUUUUUAGGAAAUGUGUAAUAUAUCACGUUUAAGUUUCUUUCAUGAAAUUCUGGUUCUCAGUUUCACUUUGAAGAAUCAUUAUGAAAUGUAAGUUACAUACAAGUUAAUAUUUACAUUAACUAGUGAUAAUUUAUGCCAUUGUAAGAAAUAAUUCUGUGUUUGGUUGUUAUAAUGCUGCUUAUAUUAGCAUUGUUUUAAUACAGAAAAAUUAAGAGUCUACUUCAAACUGUGAUUAUUUAAAGUUAAAAGUUGUUAUUGUCUAAAAAGACCAGCAUUAAAGUGAAAAUUUACUUGUGAUGUGAAGAGAUGGAUUUUUAUUCUUAGUUUGCUCUAGAAGUCUGACUGCGAACCAAGUUCUGAUACUUGACACUUGUGUAAACAGGUUAUUUACUGUGUAAGUAGUGGAACAAACUUUUUUUUUUUUGCCGUUUUCAUUGGCUGUAUCAAAUUAAGUUUUCUAUCAAAUUUCUGUUACAUUUCUGUUUUGUAGAAAAAUAUACUUUGUUGUUAAUUGUAA
Bacillus rossius redtenbacheri is the source of this 1869-nucleotide messenger RNA. RefSeq names its product mitochondrial import inner membrane translocase subunit TIM50-C-like. NCBI's taxonomy places the organism in Eukaryota, Metazoa, Arthropoda, Insecta, Phasmatodea, Bacillidae. The coding region runs from base 54 to 1169 and encodes 371 amino acids. Gene Ontology annotation, cellular component: TIM23 mitochondrial import inner membrane translocase complex. The transcript is spliced from 9 exons. Gene Ontology annotation, biological process: protein import into mitochondrial matrix. The record is from RefSeq and is a predicted model, not a curated record.